This is a messenger RNA of Dryobates pubescens (Downy woodpecker), 4772 nucleotides long. RefSeq names its product N-deacetylase and N-sulfotransferase 2 (gene NDST2). Bases 464 to 3103 code for a protein of 879 amino acids. Lineage: Eukaryota; Metazoa; Chordata; Aves; Piciformes; Picidae. The record is from RefSeq and is a predicted model, not a curated record. Gene Ontology annotation, cellular component: Golgi apparatus. Gene Ontology annotation, molecular function: deacetylase activity; heparan sulfate N-sulfotransferase activity. The transcript has 14 exons.
GACAGUGUUCCUGAGAGAAGCAGCAGAUGAAUAUUUUUCCUUCACCAGACUGAUCAGAGGAUGCAAAGAGAAGCUGCCAUCAUGUGAAUGCAUAACAGCGAAAUGAGAAACAGGACACCUGGGAAGGCUGAGCUGAAACCACUUGUGCAGGGGAUGACAGACUGAUUGCUGUUGGAGACAAGAUUCAUGAAACCUCGCUUCUUCAAGAGACUUUCCUGGGGGAGAGGAGAGGAAAAGGAGGAAGCAGAUAAAGGAGCAAUGGGAAUUGAGGGCCAUGGUUACUUGAGAUAAAUGGCAGAUCCCUGGGAGCUUAGCCUUGUAGCUGUUUGCUUUAGCUUUGUCUCUCUCUGCAGCUGCUUUUUCUUUUUCGCGAGCUGCUGCUGGGUACUGCCACGGCAGCACCGGAGACUUCAAGAGAGCCGUGGGUGCAGAGCGUGAGCGGGGGUGGGCAGCCCGCCUCACCAUGAUUCAGUUGUGGAAAGUAGUGCGGCACGUGCGACAGCUGGAGCUCCACAGAUUGAUCCUGCUGCUCAUUGCCUUCAGCCUGAUCUCCAUGUGCAUCCUGGCUUACUACGUCACUAACAGCCCUAAAAUCAAGGAGCCGCCGCCCCUGCCCUUCAGUGACUGCAGCAACCAGCACCGUGUCUUGAUCCCACCGCAAGCCAGCUGGAGGCUCACAAAAUCCGUGGACACUUCACGCACAGAUCCUGUGGUGCUAGUCUUUGUGGAAAGCAUUUAUUCCCAACUGGGUCAGGAAAUAGUGGCCAUCCUGGAAUCUAGCCGGUUUAAAUAUAGGACAGAGAUUGCCCCUGGCAAAGGGGAUAUGCCCACUCUGACAGACAAAGAUAGAGGACGCUAUGCUCUUAUUAUCUAUGAGAACAUCCUUAAAUAUGUGAACCUCGAUGCUUGGAACAGAGAGCUGCUGGACAAAUACUGUGUAGAGUAUGGAGUGGGGAUUAUAGGCUUUUUCAAAGCCAAUGAGAACAGCCUGCUCAGUGCACAGCUCAAGGGUUUCCCCCUUUUCCUACAUUCCAACUUGGGGCUGCGGGACUAUCACAUCAACCCAAGUGCUCCCCUGCUCUAUGUCACCCGGGCUAAUGAGGUAGAGCAGGGUCCCCUGCCUGGUGAUGACUGGACUGUGUUCCAGUCAAACCACAGCACCUAUGAGCCAGUACUGUUGGCCAGCACAAAGUCCUCAGACUCUAUUCCUCACCUGGCCACCCACAAAGCAUUGCAUGCCACAGUGGUGCAGGAUCUCGGUCUGCAUGAUGGUAUCCAGCGGGUUCUCUUCGGCAAUAAUCUCAAUUAUUGGCUGCACAAACUCAUUUUCGUGGAUGCAAUUGCCUACUUGACUGGCAAGCGCCUCUGUCUCACGCUUGAUCGCUAUAUCCUCGUCGACAUUGAUGAUAUAUUUGUGGGGAAAGAGGGCACUCGCAUGAAGGUGUCUGACGUGGAGGCUUUGCUGAGCACCCAGAAUAAGAUGAGAACUUUAGUUCCAAAUUUCACCUUCAACCUGGGCUUCUCAGGGAAAUUCUACCAUACAGGCACAGAUGAGGAAGAUGAAGGAGAUGACAUGCUGCUCAAACACAGGAAGGAGUUCUGGUGGUUUCCUCACAUGUGGAGUCACAUGCAGCCUCAUCUUUUCCACAAUGUCACUGUACUAGCUGAGCAGAUGAAGCUCAACAAACAGUUUGCUGUGGAGCAUGGGAUUCCCACAGACUUGGGCUACGCUGUAGCCCCCCAUCAUUCUGGGGUUUAUCCUGUCCACACGCAGCUGUAUGAGGCAUGGAAAUCAGUGUGGAGCAUCCAGGUAACGAGCACAGAGGAAUACCCACACCUCCGGCCCGCUCGAUACCGGCGUGGAUUCAUCCAUAAUGGAAUCAUGGUUCUGCCUCGACAGACCUGUGGUCUUUUUACUCACACUAUCUUCUAUAAUGAAUAUCCUGGUGGCUCAAAGGAGUUGGACAAGAGCAUUCGUGGUGGUGAACUCUUCUUGACAGUGCUCCUGAACCCAAUCAGCAUCUUCAUGACUCACUUGUCCAACUAUGGGAAUGACCGUCUGGGACUGUACACUUUUGAGAGCUUGGUCAAGUUUGUGCAGUGCUGGACCAACCUUCGCUUGCAAACAUUGCCCCCUGUCCAGCUUGCAAAGAAGUACUUUGAAAUCUUUCCCCAGGAGAAGAAUCCUUUGUGGCAGAAUCCCUGCGAUGAUAAGAGGCACAAGGAUAUCUGGUCCAAAGAGAAAACAUGCGAUCGACUGCCGAAGUUCCUCAUCGUGGGACCUCAGAAAACUGGUACAACAGCUGUGCACUUCUUCUUGACUAUGCAUCCAGCUGUCACCAGUAACUUCCCAAGUCCAUCUACCUUUGAGGAGAUACAGUUUUUUAAUGGACCUAACUAUCAUAAAGGCAUUGAUUGGUACAUGGAAUUCUUUCCUAUACCCUCCAAUGCCAGCACAGACUUCAUGUUUGAGAAGAGUGCCAAUUACUUUGACACAGAGGUGGUACCAAAACGUGGUGCAGCCCUGCUGCCUCGAGCCAAAAUCAUUACUGUUCUGAUCAACCCUGCUGAUAGAGCCUAUUCGUGGUACCAGCACCAGCGUGCUCACAAUGACCCUGUGGCACUCAAUUACACCUUCUACCAAGUGAUCUCUGCCAAAUCCCAGGCCCCUCAGGAACUGCGCAACUUGCAAAGCCGCUGUCUGCUCCCUGGCUGGUAUUCGACUCACCUGGAGCGCUGGCUAACGUACUACCCCUCUGGGCAGCUUCUCAUUGUGGAUGGUCAGGAGCUGAGACACAACCCUGCCUCUGUCAUGGACAAUAUCCAGAAGUUCUUGGGAAUUACACCGCUCUUCAACUACACCCAGGCCCUCAGAUUUGAUGAAGCAAAAGGAUUUUGGUGCCAGCUGCUAGAUGGAGGAAAGACUAAAUGCCUAGGAAAGAGUAAAGGAAGAAAAUACCCUGAUAUGGAUUCCUCGUCACGGCUGUUCCUGAGAGACUUCUACCGGGAACACAACAUUGAGUUAUCCAAGCUGAUGAACAGACUCGGGCAGCCCCUUCCAACCUGGCUCCGAGAAGAACUGCAGAACUCCAGCUGGAGCUGAGAGGGACUCCCUUACCUUCAGUGCCAUGGGACGUGUGGUGCUCCAAUGCCUGCUACAAUGCCAUGUCUUGUCAAGCCAAAACAUCUGGACCAACUAAUUGGAGCAGAGAAUGUGCAUGUGGAGCCUUUCCCCACCAGUGGGAAGGGCUGCUGCCUCUGAUAGUGCCCUGGGGUAUGGAGUGCAAGUCACAUUCUUUGGUAUCAGUGGUGUGGUACACUUGACUCACUUCCAGGAAGCUAUUUGGAGCAGGGGAGAGAGCACGGUUAACACCUUAUGUUUCAAUUACUCUUCCCAGUAUAUGAAACAGGCACUAGCUGGAGGGUUAAUGUGUUACUCCUCUUGAGUCCAGAAGUAAACGCUUAAGAGGCGAGCUACCGAGCCCGCUGCUGAGAGUUGUCUGUCUGGCAGCAGCAGGGUACAAGAACACGUUUUCCUCCCCCUGCAGAAUACAGUGGCCAUGAUCAUUACUUACUUAUAGUGCCACUGCAUGUGGCUGUGGAGGACUGCACCCCACAGAUGGAAUAGGCUUAAGAUUGUCUCUCCCUAUCUAUCUGCAACAUCACUGGUGUGUUAACAGUGUCCAGAGACUUCGGUCAAGGGGCAGUGGGAGAUGAGAAAAAGCUGCAGAUAUUGACACAGAAUUGAUCUGUUAUCGUAGGGAAAUCAUUGCCAUAUGUGGCAAGUACUUCUGGGCAGGGACUUGAGACAUUUCAAGAGAUAAUGCACCAAGGAGCAGUAUGUCCCCUUAGAGCACUUUGGAGGCAUGUGUUAGUGCAGCAUAGCAGCAGGAGGAGGCAGAGCUCAGGUAUUGUAAAAUGAGGCUGAUAAUACAGCUCAAAGGAGAUAAUUCAGUUCUCCAUGUCUGCUCAGCUUAAAGGAAAAAAACCCACAACUAGCAACAUAUAGGCUGCCAGCUAGCACCUGUUUUAAUCCCCUUGCAGUCCAGCAAUCUGAGGAAAAAACGAAAACAAACCACAGUUACAAGUGGAAGGCUUGGAGUUAGCAAAAGUGGUUUCCUAUGUCUAAAAGGGGCUGUUUAAUUUACUACUUCUGCCUACCAUCAAGUACACAAAGGUGCUUUGCCUCCUGCAGUUGCUGCACCAUUAUUCUCAGAGGAAAUCCUCCAUCACAGUUGGACAUGUUUUGUUGCUGAGCCACAGGCUUCUAGAGUUGUGUAGGCUAAUGUCCCUCCCUCCCAGGCACAGAUGGUCCUUGGGAGAUAGCUGCGGUUCCAGAGAACAGAGGGCCAGGGCCUAUACGAACAAAUUAUGGAAACUUCCACAACUGUCACAGCUCCUUUUCUCCUAUCCAGAGAGAGAAGCUGCUUCAACCAAGCUUUUCCAUUGAGCCUUAGGUAUUGUGUAUUUCUGAAAGAAUGGUGCAUUUACCGUUGUAUGUAAAUGUAUAUAAUAUGCAAUACAGUAUUUUAUUUCAUGUGCCCUUGGAAAGGGUUAUUUUGUGCAGCCAAAACGAAGGACAGAAAAGACUAGAACCCCCCCUCUCUGGCUCCUGUUAGAGAGAAGAGCCCAACUUCCUGCACUGGAUUCAUGUAUAGCAUCAUUCACAUUGAAUGAUAAUGGAGAAAUCCUUGGCUCUCGAAGCUGAGCACAAGUGUCUGAAUAAAGGCUAGAAGUAGUAAGUGGAGAUUCAAUAAAUGUACUACUUAUUU